GAACGCGAAAGGACCCUAUUCCAAUCAAGUGUCCUGUAAACAGGACUUCCUUCUGCAAAAACAUGUUGCGCCUUCUGCUGCUGCCGCUCUUAAUCUUCACGUUGUCCAUGGCCUGCAUGGGACAGACUUUUCAGUACUCCCGCGGCUGGACAAAUGGUAAAAGGGCACUUAGUCCUGGAUCACCUCUUUUGACAAACGGACACUUCCAUCGGAGCAACGAGCUGGGAUUCACGGAUCUGUACGAUCUGCAGGAUUGGAGCAGCGAACGCAGACUGGAGCGAUGUCUGUCGCAACUCCAGCGUUCAUUGAUAAGUCGAAACUGUGCCACGGUUCCGGACUUCAAUGCCAACCGCAACCGGAUGCCAGAUGCGGACCCUGAGAGCAACCCCCAUCCCAGACUAAACGACAUUAAUAACGAAAAUGUUUUAUACUCAAAUGCCAAUAUCCCGAAUCGACAUCGCCAGUCGAAUGAACUGCUCGAGGAGCUAAAUGCCGCCGGGGGAGCUUCUGUUUCUGCCGAGCCAAAUCUGUUUGGAAAACAUUAGCCAAGUCAUGGAGAUUGUUGAACGAGACAGCUAUUGUUAAACUAGCAAAAAAUGCUACAAAAAUGUAAAAAAAAAACUUGUAUUAAAUGUUAAAUAAAACUUAGGCUUUUUAUGAACAACCUUAUGUCUUAUCUCAGUAGGCCGCACUUGUACUUCUAAAAAUUAACACAAAAAAAAUGU
Drosophila elegans is the source of this 725-nucleotide messenger RNA. RefSeq names its product pro-corazonin. The record is from RefSeq and is a predicted model, not a curated record. Gene Ontology annotation, biological process: positive regulation of heart contraction. Lineage: Eukaryota; Metazoa; Arthropoda; Insecta; Diptera; Drosophilidae. The transcript has 2 exons. Gene Ontology annotation, molecular function: corazonin receptor binding. Bases 63 to 545 code for a protein of 160 amino acids.